AUGUCAUGGCUAGAAUAUGCAUUCGGAAAUCAUGCAAAAGAAUCGCAAAGUCAUCAAAUAUGGAUUAAUAUGAGAAAGACAGAAGCGGAAAUAAUGACAACCUUCAAUAUAAAGUGGAAGAAUGAAAAUAGAAUAAUAACUAAACGCCCUAGUAAACUUCCAAGAGAUAGUAAGAAAUUAAGAAACUGGCAACAGCAAACAGACUUAAUCAUUUUAAACCCUAGUCUAAUUCAUCUACCUGAAGAUUCCCAGAUAUUAUUUCUUCCAUCAAAUCAUGCAAUCUAUGAAGAGUAUGAAUAUAUCGGUCAACAUGACAUGAUUGAGGAUUAUGAAGAACAAAGAAAUGAUGAUGCACAUAAAUUGGCUGAUGAUCCCCCAACUACUGAUGAAUUAGUUUAUUCAUUUUGGGAUGUAAUAGAAAAACUUGAUGAUAAUAUAGUGGCUGAUGAU
Molecule: messenger RNA, 450 nt
Organism: Diversispora eburnea
Lineage: Eukaryota; Fungi; Glomeromycota; Glomeromycetes; Diversisporales; Diversisporaceae
Source: the annotation of a GenBank genome assembly